Molecule: messenger RNA, 273 nt
Organism: Penicillium chermesinum
Lineage: Eukaryota; Fungi; Ascomycota; Eurotiomycetes; Eurotiales; Aspergillaceae
Exons: 1
Coding region: 1-273 (90 amino acids)
Source: RefSeq, a predicted model, not a curated record
AUGGCCGACGCUCCAGCCCUGGAGGCUGCGCUGAUUGAACUGACUCAGCUUGGUUUGAGUUCUUGGCCUGCAGCCGCUGCAUAUGCACCAAAAUGGCCUUCGCGUCCCAGUAUUACGCCCAUGAAUUUCUCCAAAAGCACAGGUCGAAAUGGGACUCUCGACCACGCGGGUCAAGCUUUGCUGGGCCUGGGACCCACUCAACCCCCAUCUGGGACGGCUCUCCGCACAUUCCACGCGAUAGGCGUCGCCGCGGCCAAUCAGACCCACCGCUAA